Messenger RNA from Lingula anatina, 525 nucleotides. Its product is annotated as F-box only protein 44. NCBI's taxonomy places the organism in Eukaryota, Metazoa, Brachiopoda, Lingulata, Lingulida, Lingulidae. Gene Ontology annotation, cellular component: SCF ubiquitin ligase complex; cytoplasm. Gene Ontology annotation, molecular function: ubiquitin protein ligase activity; protein binding. The record is from RefSeq and is a predicted model, not a curated record. Gene Ontology annotation, biological process: ERAD pathway; SCF-dependent proteasomal ubiquitin-dependent protein catabolic process; glycoprotein catabolic process.
CAGAAGACAUACUUGUCUUUUAACCUGUCUAAAGUAUGUUUUGUUAAUAAUUGUUCUUUAACAAAACAUACUUUAGUCAGAAAAAUCUAUAAUUUGUCAACAUCUCUCUGUUAUUUCAAUGGUUAAUUAUGUUUAGAUGGCAAACUUCAUUGGACCAUAGAAGAAAAUGGUGGCAAUCAAUUUAAAGUAGAGACCUCUAAUCCAUGUGCCCCAGGGAGUUAUCCUUGUGAUGGAAUGAAGGAAGAGGGCUAUGAAACUUGCUGGGCCACAUCAUAUGGCUGGUGUGUAAAGCACCAGCUCAUUGAUCUGUUAAAGGAAGGGUGUACUGGGGCUGUCUUGGACCAAAUUAAACCCGACAUCUACAUUUCUGAAUGGACAACAGCCAGAAGAGACUGUGGCAGUACGUACAAACUUCAUGUUCAGUUACUGGGAGAAGACAAGCAGAAAGUGCUGGAUCAGUUCUCCAAGCAGAGACAUGUUGAACAAUGGGAAGGAGGGCAUUGGGAAAAGGUGAUGCUGAGUUAG